This is a messenger RNA of Cetraspora pellucida, 864 nucleotides long. The record is from the annotation of a GenBank genome assembly. NCBI's taxonomy places the organism in Eukaryota, Fungi, Glomeromycota, Glomeromycetes, Diversisporales, Gigasporaceae.
AUGGCAUACUUACUAAAUGGCCAGCGCAACACUACUGGAUCUGACCAGUAUAUACAAGUCAAGCAUAAUCAAAUGAUUCACAAAGAUGUUAUCAAAAGGAGACCUGCGCAUCCGUCGACAUCCCAAAUGAACCGCAAAAUUCCACUACUUAAAUCUAGACACAGAACGAUUUUUCCAUUGAUUAAAACAUCCUUUAAGUCACAAAAUGCCAAUAAUUCGUCAAAGUCGAAAUUCAAGUAUGUCUCUCCUCACAAGUACGUUCGAGCAGAUAUUGUCACGACAAAGAAGCAAGGCUCUGCACAGAUGAAAAACAAGAUCGAUAAAUAUUGUGAAUAUUAUCAAAAAUUUGGUAAGCCAAAUGGGCUAGAAUUGAUCCUUGAAACACACAUGUUAAACUGUGUUGCACGCAUUUGUGGACUACCAGAAACUAAAAAAGUUGCAGUAUGUAAAGACUGGCUUAAAGAUGGAUCUUGUAAAUCAAGCGAUAAAUGCCACCGUCAGCACAUAUUGUCUCCACAUGUGGUGCCUCAUUGCCGUCAUUUCCAAUACGGAUAUUGUUAUAAUCCGGAAUGUCGAUACACACAUGUUCAUGUAAAAGAUGAUGCUCCUCUGUGUCGAGCAUUCGUUCAGGAUAAGUAUUGCGAACGAGGAUUAGAUUGUAAAAACAAACAUUACUGGUGUCGCUUUAAUUCCGAGCGACUUGAUGAUGAUAAUUCUACGACAAGCACUAAAAAUGCUGAAAAACGUUCAAGGGAAAAUGAUGAGACUACUGCAGAGAGGGCGACAAAACAUCGGCUCAAUGAUAAAGGGGAGAAAGUUGAUGAAUUUGCAGCAGGCUUUGAUUAUAUACCGUUUAAUAAUUGA